AUGAUCCAAGAAACAUAUGGUACAGCAUUGAGACAAACAUCGGUCUUUUUGCAAAAUGAUGAACAUGGAGAAAAACAUUGGCAAGACUUACAUAAACGAGUGAUUGAACAUGUACCAAAAUAUUAUAAAAGAAUCAGAACAAAAAGAUUGUCUCAAUUAUUGGAUCUUAAUGAUCAAGAUACUGAAGACUUUUUAUCAAAACUUGUGGUUUCCAAAACCAUUUAUGCAAAGAUUGAUCGACCAGCUGGAAUUGUUUCUUUUGCGGAACCUAAAGAUCCAAACCAAGUUUUAAAUGAUUGGUCAAAUAAUAUCAAUUCUUUAUUGGGUCUAAUUGAAAAAACAUGUCAUCUAAUUACAAAAGAAGAAAUGUUACAUAGUAUAGCUAGAGUGAAAUAA
Messenger RNA from Entrophospora sp. SA101, 396 nucleotides. The record is from the annotation of a GenBank genome assembly. Lineage: Eukaryota; Fungi; Glomeromycota; Glomeromycetes; Entrophosporales; Entrophosporaceae.